UGUGCCAAGCAGCAACAGCAGCAGCAACAACAACAACAACAAGAACAAAAGCUUUGUGUGUGUCUGUGUCUGUGUCUUGUUAUUGUAUAUGUGUCGCUGAAUUCUAAAUGAUGGACGCCGCAUACUAAACAAUGGCGUGUUAACCAACAACAACAACAACAACAACAGAAGCAGCACUAAGCUGAAAGUGAAACGGAGCGUUGCUGAUAAGUACAGCAUAAGCGCAAAUAGGAAAAUAAAAACAACAAAAACCAAAAAAACAAAAACAAAACGAAAACAAAGGAUCAGUUGGCAAAGCAUAAGCGGCAAAGCAAUUGGAAAAUCUAUUGGAAGUGAGCUGCAUGCAAUUUCAGCCGGUGGCAGCCGGUGGUGCAGCCUGAGCAAAAAUAACCACGACGACGACGACGACGCCGAGGACAAAUUCACCUGCCUUUUGACAGCGACAGCGAUUGGAGGGAGGAGCCGGCAGGUAGCUGUAGGCGGCAGGCGGCGGUAAGCAUCCUGUGCUGUGGGCAUGUCCACAGCCAAAAGACUGGUGCUCUCGCUACGUGGACGUAAAAAUUCGCAGGGCAACUCGGCGACAUCGUCGACGCGGCUCGUAUCCGCUGGCACCUCGCCGGGCCAUGAGCUGGACGAAAUAGCCGUUGUCUCCGGCACCGGUUCGACUAGCCAUCAUUUCUCCUAUGGCGGCUGCAUUGGCAAUAACAACGACGCCAUCAGCGCCGCGGCUGUGGCCUGUUAUUCAACAGAUCUAGGCCCCAAGUUUGGCAUGUCCCAGCCGAAAUUCGGUCAGAGCGUCUCGCAACAAGGUUUCUUUACGUCGCAUGACAGCCUGGCCACACCAUGUGCAUCCAGAGCAUCGAACUCGCAUAUGGCCAACGUAAGCACUGCCUCCGAAAUGGAUUUACUGCACAACAACAAGCAACGCCCCAACAACAACAAGUCGCGCGGACGCCUGAAAACAAUUGGCGGCGAUCAGCCACUGCUGGGCACCUGGAAUCGAUCCACAGGCCGCGGCUCGCAGGAUAACACGCUAGGUGGCGGCGGUGCUGGCAGUGCUGCUGCUGGCGGUGGUGCCACCAACAUGCUCAUGGGCCACACACAAUAUGGCGGCAACUACUGCAAUGGCACAGAUCGCUACCCGCGCUCACGUUCGCAACAGCACCACAAUGCCGGUCAAGCAACGCACCACCCAUACCAGCUGCAGCACUCGGCCUCCACGGUAUCGCACCACCCGCAUGCGCAUGGCCAAUCCGCACAAGGCGGUCCCGGUCCACCUCACGGCGGCCAUCCACACCAUCAGUCACAUGGUGGYAUUGGUGGUGGUGGUGGUGCUGGUGGCAGCGCUGGCGGCGGCCACUCAACCCAGCCGCACCACCAGAAACCGCAUCGUACUGCCUCGCAGCGCAUUCGCGCCGCCACAGCUGCCCGCAAGCUGCACUUCGUGUUCGAUCCGGCGGGGCGGCUCUGCUACUAUUGGUCCAUGGUGGUUUCCAUGGCCUUUUUGUACAAUUUUUGGGUGAUAAUUUACCGCUUCGCCUUUCAGGAGAUCAAUCGUCGCACCAUUGCCGUUUGGUUCUGCCUGGACUAUCUGUCCGAUUUUCUCUAUCUCAUUGACAUAUUCUUUCACUUUCGCACCGGCUAUCUGGAGGAUGGGGUCCUUCAAACGGAUGCACUGAAGCUGCGCACUCACUACAUGAACUCGACGAUCUUUUACAUCGAUUGCCUGUGCCUGCUGCCGUUGGACUUUUUGUAUUUAUCGAUUGGCUUCAAUUCGAUACUGCGCAGCUUUCGUCUGGUGAAGAUUUAUCGAUUUUGGGCCUUCAUGGAUCGCACCGAACGGCACACAAACUAUCCAAAUCUGUUUCGAUCGACGGCCCUAAUACACUAUCUGCUUGUGAUAUUCCAUUGGAACGGCUGCCUCUACCACAUCAUACACAAGAACAAUGGCUUCGGCUCACGCAACUGGGUCUACCACGACUCCGAGUCGGCGGAUGUGGUCAAACAGUAUCUGCAGAGCUACUACUGGUGCACACUGGCAUUGACCACCAUCGGGGAUCUGCCCAAGCCCCGCUCGAAGGGAGAGUACGUCUUUGUGAUAUUGCAAUUGCUAUUCGGCCUGAUGCUAUUCGCCACGGUUCUGGGACAUGUGGCAAAUAUUGUGACGUCAGUGAGUGCGGCGCGCAAGGAAUUUCAGGCCAAGCUGGACGGAGUUAAGACGUACAUGCGCAUGCGGCGUGUUCCGAAUCAUCUGCAGGUGAAGGUCAUCAAAUGGUUCGAUUACCUGUGGCUCACGCAAAAGUGCUCAGACGAGGAGCGCGCCGUAUCCUGUCUUCCUGAUAAAUUAAAGGCUGAAAUAGCAAUUAACGUCCAUUUAGAUACACUUAAGCGGGUUGAGAUUUUUCAAAAUACCGAAGCGGGUUUCCUUUGCGAAUUGGUGCUGCGACUGCGACCCGUACUCUUCUCUCCGGGCGAUUACAUUUGCCGCAAAGGCGAGGUGGGCAAGGAGAUGUACAUUGUGAAUCGUGGACGAUUACAGGUCGUCGCUGACAAUGGCAAGACGGUGAUGGCCUCGUUAAAGGCAGGUUCCUAUUUCGGCGAAAUUAGUAUACUGAAUAUGGGCACCGCAGGCAACAGACGCACCGCCAGCGUCCGCUCAGUGGGCUACAGCGAUCUGUUCGUGCUCAGCAAAAAGGACAUGUGGGACGUGCUCAAGGAAUAUCCGGCGGCUCGCGUUCGUCUCGAAUCGAUAGCCGUCAAGCGCUUGGAGAAAUACAAGAAGGCGCCACUGGAGAAAGUCAAAUACUUUAAUGUAGUUGCCAUGGGCCGUUGCCAGUCAACGCCGGGAUUGGUGGAGAGCUGCGGUCGCACCACUUUGGAGGACAUGUGGCUGCCCCCCGCUGCCGGCAAUAUGCUGCAUCAUGUGCAGCAACAUCAGCAGCAACAGCAGCAGCAGCAGCAACAGCAACAUCAGCAGCAACAGCAACAGCAGCAGCAACAACAACAACAACAGCAGCAGCAGCAGCUGCCCCAUUCACAUGGCUACAGUCCACGCAGCUAUACGGAGCAUUUGGUGCGUGCCACCGACUCGCCGCGUUCGAUUAGUCCCAGCGCACACGGCUCCGAGGAGAGGCCAAGGAGCCGCGCCACCUCGCACCACUCAAUGCGGCCGCAGUCGCAACCGAGUCAUACAGGUCACAUUUGCGAUUCGAGCUCGCAGCUGGAAUGCUAUGGCGGUGGCGUGGGUGGCGCUGGCGGCGGCACCACACCGCUGCUCGGCUCUCAUGAGGCACUCGAGGAUGAGAUUAAGCGGUUGAGAGAACGUCUCCAUACCGUUGAGUCAGAGAAUCAGGCUCUAAACACUAAGCUCUCGCAGCAGCAAUGGGACUUGGAAAAUCGUCUGGCUGAGAUUGAAAUGCAAAUCUGUGGCGUUUCGUCCACGUCCAGCGUGGAUCCAGAGAACGAGGCCGAGGAGCUGGAACGGAAUCGCGAGAGUAUCAUAUAACACGGGAGCGUGCUGCCCCAUCAGCAUCAGCCGAUCGGUAUGGUGUACAUAUCAUGUUCCUCAUGACUCCAUGAUUCAUACAAGAAAAUCGAAAGAAAACCAAAAAAAGAAUGCAUACAAUAUAUAUAUUAUAUAUAUAUAUUUGAGAAAUGGGCGUGGAGCUGCCGCCCGCUACGAAAUGCGCCUCAUAUGAAUUUGCAUCAUACUCUCUGUCUCUGUCUCUAUCUCUCUGUCUCUCUCUUUUGCUCUCUCAAACUCACUGUGUUCGUGUGUGUGUCACGCCCCCAUACGCCCACAAUAUGUUGUACAUGUGUGUUUUAUACUGUUUCUAUAUCUGUGUGUGUGUGUGUGUGAGUGCGUAUGUGAUUGUGUGUGUGUGUGUGUGUGUGUGUGAUUGUUGUGCAUGCGGUUGAAAUAUUGCCAAAUUGCCUUACUAACCAACUGACCCCGACGCGAACAGGAGCAGCAGCUGCUAGCACAAGCAACAGCCACACAACGAGGGAGGAGCAACAGGAGCAGCAAGAGCAACUGCAACUGCAACUGCAACACCAGCAGCAGCAGGAGCAGCAGGAGCAGGAGCAGCAGCAGCGACUGCUGCGACUGCAACAAACUGGUCAAAUCUUGCGACGCAUGCAACGCGCCAGCAACAAUGCAACACAAACAACAACACACAACAACAAAGGCAACAACAAAUAUUGCUCGCUGUAGUACAAAAGAGAAAUGAGAUGGCAGUUUGGAGAAACUAGAAGAGACAAAAGAGCGCAAAGUGCUGGCUAACAAAAGGCCAUUCACCAUUCACCCCCCUCCCUCUCCCACUAAAAGGGCACUGCCACUAAGGUCUGCAUAGGUCAAUGCAAUAUGUACAUAAAUCUAAUAUCUACAAAAUAAUUCUAAUAA
This is a messenger RNA of Drosophila arizonae, 4402 nucleotides long. RefSeq lists its product as uncharacterized. Gene Ontology annotation, molecular function: intracellularly cAMP-activated cation channel activity; cGMP binding; protein-containing complex binding. The record is from RefSeq and is a predicted model, not a curated record. Gene Ontology annotation, cellular component: intracellular cyclic nucleotide activated cation channel complex; plasma membrane. Gene Ontology annotation, biological process: monoatomic cation transmembrane transport. Lineage: Eukaryota; Metazoa; Arthropoda; Insecta; Diptera; Drosophilidae.